AUGGCCGGCCCGGGAGCAUCGCCCUACGUCUGGGGGUGGCUGCUGCUCGGCGGUUGCCUUCUCGCCGGAGCCCAGCUGGAUUUUGAUGGCACCAUUACUAUAGAGGAGCAGAUUGUCCUUGUGCUGAAAGCUAAAGUACAGUGUGAACUCAACAUCACAGCUCAACUUCAGGAAGGAGAGGGAAAUUGUUUCCCAGAAUGGGAUGGACUCAUUUGUUGGCCCAGAGGAACAGUGGGGAAAAUAUUGGCAGUCCCAUGCCCUCCUUAUAUUUAUGACUUCAAUCAUAAAGGAGUUGCUUUCCGACACUGUAACCUCAAUGGAACGUGGGAUUUUAUGUACAGUUUAAAUAAAACAUGGGCUAAUUAUUCAGACUGCCUUCGUUUUAUGCAUCCAGAUAUCAGCAUAGGAAAGCAAGAAUUCUUUGAACGCCUCUAUGUCAUGUACACAAUCGGAUAUUCUGUCUCCUUUGGUUCCUUGGCUGUGGCUAUUCUCAUCAUUGGUUACUUCAGACGAUUGCAUUGCACUAGGAACUAUAUCCACAUGCACUUGUUUGUGUCUUUCAUGCUGAGAGCUGUAAGCAUCUUUGUCAAGGACAAAGUGGUCCAUGCUCACAUAGGAGUAAAGGAGCUGCAGUCCCUGUUGAUGCAGGAUGACCUACAAAAUUCCAUAGAAAUGCCUUCUGUGGACAAAUCAAAAUAUAUUGGGUGCAAGAUUGCUGUUGUGAUGUUCAUUUACUUCUUGGCUACAAAUUACUAUUGGAUCUUGGUGGAAGGUGUCUACCUGCAUAGUCUAAUCUUUGUGGCAUUCUUUUCGGACACCAAAUACCUGUGGGGCUUCAUCUUGAUAGGCUGGGGGUUCCCAGCUGCAUUUGUUGUGGCCUGGGCUGUUGCACGGGCAACUCUGGCUGAUGCAAGAUGCUGGGAACUUAGUGCUGGAAACAUCAAGUGGAUUUACCAAGCCCCAAUCUUAGCAGCUAUUGGGCUCAAUUUUAUUCUGUUUCUGAAUACUGUCAGAGUUCUGGCUACCAAAAUCUGGGAGACCAAUGCAGUUGGGCAUGACAUAAGAAAACAGUACAGGAAACUGGCCAAAUCAACCCUGGUCCUCGUGCUGGUCUUUGGAGUGCACUACAUCGUGUUCCUGUGCCUGCCCCAUUCCUUCACGGGGCUGGGCUGGCAGGUCCGGAUGCACUGUGAGCUCUUCUUCAAUUCCUUUCAGGGAUUCUUUGUGUCUAUCAUCUACUGCUACUGCAACGGGGAGGUUCAGGCUGAGGUGAAGAAGUUGUGGAGUCGGUGGAAUCUCUCCAUCGACUGGAAAAGGACGCCCCCCUGCGGCGGCCACAGAUACGGCUCCGUGCUCACCACGUUCACCCACAGCACCAGCAGCCAGUCGCAGGGGGCAGCCAGCGCUCGCUUGGUGCUCAUCGCAGGCAAAACCACCAGGACGGCCGGCCGCCAGCCCGACAGCCACGUGACUUUACCCGGCUAUGUCUGGAGUAAUUCGGAGCAGGACUGCCUGCCACGCACGAUCCACGAGGAGACCAAGGAAGGGAACGCGAGGCUGGGAGAGGAGAUUGCAAUGGUGGAGUCUCCCAGGCCCUUGGAAUUUAACCCAGACCCGCAGGGAAGCAGAGGAGAAACCGAGGAUGUUCUCUGA
Neomonachus schauinslandi (Hawaiian monk seal) is the source of this 1653-nucleotide messenger RNA. It is a transcript of the gene PTH2R, whose product is annotated as parathyroid hormone 2 receptor. The transcript is spliced from 13 exons. The record is from RefSeq and is a predicted model, not a curated record. Gene Ontology annotation, biological process: adenylate cyclase-modulating G protein-coupled receptor signaling pathway; cell surface receptor signaling pathway. Lineage: Eukaryota; Metazoa; Chordata; Mammalia; Carnivora; Phocidae. Gene Ontology annotation, molecular function: G protein-coupled peptide receptor activity; peptide hormone binding; parathyroid hormone receptor activity. Gene Ontology annotation, cellular component: plasma membrane. The coding region runs from base 1 to 1653 and encodes 550 amino acids.